This is a messenger RNA of Thlaspi arvense, 3541 nucleotides long. The record is from the annotation of a GenBank genome assembly. NCBI's taxonomy places the organism in Eukaryota, Viridiplantae, Streptophyta, Magnoliopsida, Brassicales, Brassicaceae.
GUUUCUUGCAAAGACGAGAGGAGUGUCACAGUCUACAGUUGUUUUUCUCAACAAUCUCGAUCUUCUCUCUCUCUCUAAGAUUUUUUACACAAAUCGCUAGUUUUGUUCGAUUUUUAAGGAUUACUGAUUUUAUUUACUCUGAGCUCAGGAAUUAGGAUUUAGAGAUAGAAGAAAAGAGAGAGAAAGAGAGAGAGAGAGAGGUGCUUUAAUGUCUGUGAAGGUAGGAACUGUAUUUGGAUCCAGAUACAGAGGAAAACCAGUUGGAUAUCUGUCUCUGUCUUCUCCAAAAAUCUGAAAUUGUUUCUAGGGUUUAAUUGGGUAUUUGCUUAUAAUUCUAGGGUUGAUUUGGGUUUUCUCUAGUGAUGAUGAUGAUGAUGAUGAGCGUUGUGAGAUAAAGCAAUGGUUGAUCGUCGGAGAAGCGCAUUGGCUUUUGUGCCGCCAUUGUUGUCGCUGUUACUCUUCCUCGACUGUGUUUGCGCUGCGCAAUCACGGACACGAUUCGAGGAGCGGCUCACUCUGCUCCGUCUCCGGUCUUCUCUCGGUUUAAGAGGAAACGAUUGGCCGAUUAAAGGCGAUCCUUGUGGUGUGUGGAGAGGGAUACAAUGCGAUGAUAACGGAAGUAUCGUUGGGAUCAACAUUUCAGGUUUCAGGAGGACGAGAAUCGGUAAGCAGAACCCACAAUUCGCCGUUGAUCCGCUCCGUAACCUGACCCGUUUAGCUUAUUUCAACGCAUCUGGAUUCUCAUUGCCCGGUUCUGUCCCUGACUGGUUCGGUCCUGCUUUGUCAUCGACAUUGCGAGUCUUGGAUCUUAGUUCUUGCUCUGUGAGUGGUGUUGUUCCUUUCACUCUUGGUAACCUCACUAGCUUGAGGAGCUUGAAUCUGUCUCGUAACAGUCUCACCGGUUUGGUUCCUAGUAGUUUAGGUGAUUUGUCGAAUCUCUCAGAGCUUAACCUCUCUUGGAACUCACUCACUGGAGCUCUUCCUCCAUCUUUCAGCUCGUUGCUGAAUCUCACAACUCUUGAUGUCUCUUCGAAUUACCUUACCGGGCCAAUCCCACCAGGUGUUGGAUCGCUCUCGAAGCUUCUCUAUCUGAAUUUCUCAAGCAAUAGCUUCUCGUCUCCGAUUCCUCCACAGCUCGGAGAUCUUGUCAAUCUUGUUGACCUUGAUCUCAGCAUCAAUGCGUUGUCCGGUUCAGUUCCUAAAGAGCUGAGAAAGUUAAGGAAGUUGAAGCAAAUGGUGAUUGGUGAUAACCUCUUGACUGGAACUUUACCAGUUGAUUUGUUCUCUGGUGAAAGCCAAAUACAGACUUUGGUUUUAAGAGAGAAUGGUUUCUUCGGUAGCUUACCUGACGAGUGUUGGUCGUUGCCUAAGUUGCGGAUUCUCGACAUUGCCAAGAACAACUUCACGGGUCUGCUCCCAAAUUCUAGCUCCGAAACAAACCAGAAAUCUGCUGAAGUGGUCGAUAUCUCCUUGAACACGUUCUACGGGGAGCUCACAGAGAUUCUUAGAAGGUUCAAGGACAUGAACAUCUCUGGUAACUAUUUCCAAGGUAAGGUUCCGAAUUACGCGCUCAGGGCAAAUGUGUCUGUUACUAGAAACUGCCUUCAAGAUGUGAAGGGACAGAAGUCAUUGGAGGUUUGUUCGUCGUUCUAUAAGUCUAGAGGACUAGACUUUGAUGAUUUCGGACGCCUAAAUUCUACACAACCUACUUCGGGAAAGGCUUCUUCGGGGAUAAGUCGCAGAACAGUGAUUAUAUUAGCAGCAGUGGGUGGAGGAGUUGGUUUCAUUCUGGCUUUUGUUCUCUUGCCGAUUCUUGUGGCUCUAUGUAUACGCAGGAGAAGGAGAAGAGCGCAGAGAGGAAACGAUGAUAGACCUAAACCUGUUACAGAGGCUUCUCAGCCACCUAAAGGAGCACAGACUUUUGACUUGUCGCGUCUUGGGAAUGCGUUUACGUAUGAUCAGCUUCUCCUGGCAACAGAGGAGUUCAAUGAGGCAAGACUGAUAAAACGUGGCCAUUCGGGGAGUUUGUUCCGCGGUUUAUUGGAGAACGGCACACCGAUUGUUAUCAAGAAGAUCGAUACGCGGGAGAGUAAAAGCGAAGGGUAUAUAUCAGAGCUUGAGUUGUUUAGUAAAGCUGGACACCAGAGGCUGGUUCCGUUUCUUGGACAUUGUUUGGAGAAUGAGAGCCAAAAGAUACUUGUGUACAAGUACAUGAGGAACGGAGAUUUGUCUAGCUCUUUGUUCAGGAAAUCAGAUAACGAAGGCGAUGGGUUGAAGUCUUUGGAUUGGAUAACGAGGUUGAAGAUUGCUCUUGGUGCAGCUGAGGGUUUAGCUUAUUUGCAUCACGAGUGUUCUCCACCUCUAGUUCAUAGGGAUGUACAAGCAAGUAGCAUACUUCUUGAUGAUAAAUUCGAGGUACGCCUUGGAAGUCUAAGCGACGCAUAUCCUCAAGGUGAUGCUUAUCAAAGCAGGAUCUCUCGUUUACUCCGGUUACCUCAAUCCACUGAACCAUCCUCUUCAGGUGCAGCAAAUGCAACAUGUUCCUAUGAUGUCUACUGCUUUGGGAAAGUGCUACUUGAGCUAGUGACGGGGAAGCUCGGGAUAAGCUCGCCGGAAAACGCAGAAGCGAAAGCAUACAUGGAAGAAGCUCUGCAAUACAUCAGCACGAACGAGAAGGAGCUAGUGACCAAGAUCUUGGACCCUUCAUUAAUGGUGGACGAGGACUUGCUAGAAGAAGUAUGGGCGAUGGCUAUUAUAGCAAAGUCUUGCUUAAACCCAAAACCAACAAGACGGCCAUUAAUGAGACACAUUGUGAACGCGCUUGAGAACCCGUUGAAAGUAGUUAGAGAGGAUAACAACUCUGGCUCUGGCUCUUCAAGGUUGAGAACAAACUCGUCAAGAGGGUCUUGGAACGCUGCUAUAUUCGGCAGCUGGAGGCAGAGCGCGUCGGAUGUAACGGCGGCUCAAGCGGGAGGAGCAACAAGCGGUGGUGGUGGUGGUAACGGUUUGAGAAACUCUGGGUCGCAAGGGAGCAGUGGAAGGAACAAUAACAAUGGGAACUCAUCUUCUAGGAGACGGCAGUCUAGUGAGAUUGUGCCGGAGCCUGCGACGGCUUUCGGGGAAGAUUUAUAAGCUCACCGGUGAGAGCUAAACGGAGUGUUAGAGAGGAUAAAAAUUUACGAUUCGUUUCAUCGAUUCUUUGUGUCGAUAAUAACCGAGGCAAAGAGAGUCCUCAAGGUAGUAAGUAGUGUUAGAUGGAGGGAGGAUUUGUUUUUCUUUUUUAGAGUUUUUAUUUUCUCCUUUCUUUUUGUUUGGGGAUUAGGAGUGGUGGAGUUAGAACUGUAAUUCACUUUUUCUUUUUUAAUUUUGGUUUUUUUUUUUGGUUAAACCUGGAUUUUGUAAAUUGUAAUUCUUGGAGAUUGGGUUUUUCUGUUCGGUUUCUUUCUUAUUGAAAGGCCGGGAAAAACAAGGAAAGGUUGGGGGUUCGUUUGAAAGUUCUAGUUUCCACUCUUUCUUACUGGAUCUGAUACCGUACUUGUGA